Chara braunii is the source of this 559-nucleotide messenger RNA. NCBI's taxonomy places the organism in Eukaryota, Viridiplantae, Streptophyta, Charophyceae, Charales, Characeae. The record is from the annotation of a GenBank genome assembly.
ACGGACUGUAACUCCACACCGCAUCAAAAACCAGCAAAGCUCCCCCAAAAGGAGAGCAUUUAACUCAGAAUGAAUCCUGCUUGUGGAUUGUUCCUAUUUCCUUGCGGUUCUUGUUCUUGUUUUGGCAGCAACGAGAUUACGGAAGUUGGUGGUGCAUACAUCGGCCGGAUGCUGUCAGAGAACUUCAGCAUCACAUCACUCAAUUUAUCUUGCAAUCGUCUCGCAGAUCGUGGCGUGCAAGGCUUAACAAGGGCACUCACUACGAAUAAAUCGCUCAAGAGGCUUGACUUGAGUUACAACUACAUUGGAGAUGAUGGAUUGUUAUCUCUAGCUGAUGCUCUCUCACAAAACAGAAAGAUCACAGAAUUGAGGAUUUGGGGUAAUUAUCCUGGACAGAUUUCCUCAAAAGCGCUUGUUGAUUUGCUCAAGGAGCGAAGGAUCGCGCAUCUGGAGACAGAUUUCAAGCCAUACAUCAUUGACGGCAUCAUUUAUAUGGCGAAGCUCUAUUAUGACCCAUGAUUAUCUUUUUUCUUUUUUUUACUAGCCUGCUCCCCAUAUU